AUGGGGGCGAAUUGUUAAUCAUGCUGUGCAAAUAAAGACAAUGACAAUACAGAAAUUAGAUUACCAAAGGAGAAAACUAAGCCGAAGCCUGAUAAUUAGGAAAACGAGCAAAAAAAAGAGGAACAGAAAGUUUAGGUAAAAGAACAUGAAAGAUUUACGAUUGAUUAAGAAUAAUAAAAAUAAAAGAAAGAUUAAAAAAAGGAACAAAAAAGGGAAUCUGCAAAGGAAGCACCUCCUAAAAAUGCUGAUGAGAAUUCUAAAAAAUCCUAAGAAUUGGAUAAAUAAUUAAAUAUUUCUGCCAACCAUUCAGUUAGCAUGAACGUAGCAAGCAAUCAAGAAGGAAAUGAUCUGAUUAAAAGUACAAUGAACAGCACUGAAAGAAAGAGGUUACCCCCAAUAUAACUAGAGUCAGGAGCUGUAUAUGAAGGAGAGUGGAAAAAUGGAAUGAGGGAUGGAUCAGGAAGAUAAAAAUGGCCAGAUGGUUCAGUUUAUGAGGGAGAAUGGGUCGAAGAUAAGUCUUCAGGAAGAGGUAAAUUAACACAUGCAGAUGGAGAUGUUUAUGAUGGAGAAUGGAAAAAUGAUAAAGCCAAUGGUAAAGGAACAUAUGUUCAUGUAAAUGGAGCCAAAUAUGAAGGAGAAUGGGAAAAUGAUAAAUAGCAUGGUAAAGGAGUAGAAAACUGGCCAGAUGGAGCAAAAUACGAAGGUCAAUAUUAUGAAGGAAAGAAGCAUGGAAAGGGUAUUUUGAAUUUCGCUGAUGGUUCACGAUAUGAUGGUGAGUUCCUGUAAAAUGAUAUACAUGGAGAGGGAACAUAUAUUUGGCCUGACAAGAGAGUUUACAAAGGGUCAUGGAAAAAGAAUAAGAUGCAUGGCAAAGGACAGAUUAUUUGGCAGGAUGGUCGUAAAUACACUGGGGAAUAUGAAGAAGAUAAAAAGCAUGGUAAAGGAGUGUUUGAAUGGGCUGAUGGCAGAAAAUACAUAGGAACUUGGAUAUAAGGAAGAUAACAUGGCAUCGGAAUUUAUUAUUUAUAGAACAGAGAAGUUAAAGUGGGUGAAUGGAAUGAAGGAAAAAGAAUGAAAUGGUUUGAAAAAAAUGAAAUUGAUUAGUUAAUAGAGGAAUAAAAAAUAAAGAGAGAAGAUUUACAUUAAUAGGAUUGA
Molecule: messenger RNA, 1155 nt
Organism: Paramecium tetraurelia
Lineage: Eukaryota; Ciliophora; Oligohymenophorea; Peniculida; Parameciidae
Exons: 6
Source: RefSeq, a predicted model, not a curated record